AUGGCGGACGGUGGUCCCCAUGCAGACCCUCAUUCUGAAGACAGCACACUACGAAACCUCUCGGACGCCAACAUUCUCGAAUGUCCGAUCUGUCUUGAGCAGUUACGACAGCCGAAGUCUCUGCCGUGUCGUCAUUCUCUUUGUGAGGAAUGUUUGAGUAGCUACAUCGUCAGUGAGGUGUUAGGGACGAGUGAUACGGCGACUUCCUUUAUCUGUCCGGUAUGUAGGACCCUAACUCACCCCGUGGACAAAUCAGAGGACAAAGAGAAAUGGGCCCAGCAGUUUCCGACCGACAACGUUGCCAUAGAGAUGAUACAACUGAGAAACAGGACGACAGAGCCACGUUACUGCGCGCCCUGUCAGAGAAAGGGAAGCAUGACCUCUGCACAAUUCUAG
Messenger RNA from Mizuhopecten yessoensis (Yesso scallop), 396 nucleotides. Its product is annotated as E3 ubiquitin-protein ligase TRIM68-like. Gene Ontology annotation, biological process: positive regulation of DNA-templated transcription. The transcript has a single exon. The record is from RefSeq and is a predicted model, not a curated record. Gene Ontology annotation, molecular function: ubiquitin-protein transferase activity; metal ion binding. NCBI's taxonomy places the organism in Eukaryota, Metazoa, Mollusca, Bivalvia, Pectinida, Pectinidae. Bases 1 to 396 code for a protein of 131 amino acids. Gene Ontology annotation, cellular component: chromatin; nucleoplasm.